Molecule: messenger RNA, 1753 nt
Organism: Calliphora vicina (urban bluebottle blowfly)
Lineage: Eukaryota; Metazoa; Arthropoda; Insecta; Diptera; Calliphoridae
Gene: AnxB10
Product: Annexin B10
Exons: 4
Coding region: 149-1108 (319 amino acids)
Cellular component (GO): cytoplasm
Molecular function (GO): calcium ion binding; calcium-dependent phospholipid binding
Source: RefSeq, a predicted model, not a curated record
UCGCCUUGGCUUGCAUCAGUAGCUCCAGAAACGUACUGUAAAUCACAAAGUGUACUGUAAAUAAAAUACGCUGUAUAAAAAGGGAAAGCCACAUCUAAAAAGGUUUAAAAACAAAAUUGUAAUUAAAAUAUUUACGAAGACGCCAAAUAUGGAAUAUAUAAAGGUCCCCACUGUAAUUCCUGCCAACCCCUUUGAUGCGGCAGCAGAUAGUCAGGCAUUGCGUGCAGCCAUGAAAGGGUUGGGAACUGAUGAACAGGCAAUUAUUGAUAUUCUAACGUCACGUUCGAAUGCUCAGCGUCAGGAAAUUAAAGACAACUUUGAAGCUGAAUAUGAAAGAGAUUUGAUUGAAGAUUUAAAAAGUGAACUGGGUGGUACAUUUGAAGCUGUUAUUAUAGCUUUAAUGACACCACCCAUUGAAUUUUUGUGUAAGCAUUUGCACAAAGCAAUGGCUGGUAUGGGCACAGAUGAAGAAACUCUUCUGGAAAUAUUGUGCACUAAAACAAAUGAAGAAAUGCAGGAAAUUGUUAGUGCAUAUGAAGCAAAAUAUGAUCGUCCGCUUGCAGAACAAAUGUGUAGUGAAACCUCUGGUCAUUUUAGACGUCUGUUGACUUUAAUUGUAACAGGUGUAAGAGAUGCAAAAGGUACGGUAGAUGCCGAAAAAGCCAAAGAACAGGCUGCACAGUUAUAUGCAGCUGGCGAGGCAAAAUUGGGAACAGAUGAAGAAGUUUUCAAUCGCAUUAUGGCUCAUGAUAGUUUUGAUCAAUUACGGCUAGUUUUCGACGAAUAUAAACAAUUGAGCGGACAAACUAUUGAGCAAGCAAUAAAGCAUGAAAUGGACGGUGAAUUGCAUGAUGCAAUGAUGGCUUUAGUUGAGUGUGUUCAAUCACCAGCAGCUUUUUUUGCAAAUCGUCUUUACAGAGCUAUGAAUGGUGCAGGUACCGAUGACACUACCCUCAUACGAGUUAUAGUUUCUCGAUCGGAAAUUGAUUUGGGUUCAAUAAAGGAUGAAUUUGAACGUAUUUAUAAUCGCACAUUGUUUAGUGCUGUAACGUCCGAGACAUCUGGAGACUACAAGCGUGCAUUGACGGCUUUGAUGGGUGGAGCUUAAUUUGAAUAACAUGGAGUUUAUAGUUGUUACUAAUGAUGGUGUUUGUUUAUACAAUUUUAAUAAUUAUUUAUAUGUAUAUGUACGUAUCUAUGGUGUAUUUUGCUUUUAAAAAUAUGUGUAAUAAAUGUAGUGUGCAUUUUUUAAAUAAAAUUCUUAAAUAUCUGUAUUGGUUGAAAAAAAAUUAAAAUUACUAUGUACUAUGUCGUCACCUAAAAUAUAAAUCUCCCUAUAUUCAUAUUGAUAUAUGUAACAGUUUCAAAGCAGUGACAAACAUUUAUUUCUGACAGAUAUUUUAAAAGAUAUAAUAGUUUCUCUCUGCUGCCUUCUAUUGUUAUGAAACAAAUAUUCUUAACUGCAUUAUUUUAAAAAGCAAAUUGGAAAUGAAUUUAAAAUUGUUUCCAAACUUUGCACUUAUUAAAUUAAAUGAUUUCACAAAAAUAAAAUUAUAUUUAUCUCAAAAAUUGAUUUUUUAGAUAGUUUGAAUACGUAGUUGUGAAUGUAGUACAUUAUAAUCUAUAUAAAACAGAUUUUGCAAUUUAAGUUAGAUAGUUUUGUAUUUUAAGUAACUAUAGAUAGUUAUUUUUUAACUUUCUGAAAAAAAAUAUGAUUCAUUGAAGAAUCAAUAAUAAAUAAAAUUUUAACUAA